Messenger RNA from Trichoplax adhaerens, 1158 nucleotides. RefSeq lists its product as uncharacterized. The transcript is spliced from 5 exons. Gene Ontology annotation, molecular function: protein binding. Lineage: Eukaryota; Metazoa; Placozoa; Uniplacotomia; Trichoplacea; Trichoplacidae. The coding region runs from base 1 to 1158 and encodes 385 amino acids. The record is from RefSeq and is a predicted model, not a curated record.
AUGAAUAAUCAGUCUACUAAGACUAUUCCUGAUGAAGUCGAAGCUCUUUACAAACAGGGUUGGAAAUAUCAAAAUCAUCGCCAUUACACGUCAGCGCUUGAUUGUUAUGAAAAAGUGAUUACUCAAAUAGAAUCGAUACCCCAAGGUAACUAUGAUGCUCAUAAACUUAAAUGUCAUGUUUAUCUGGAAAUGGCUGAUUGUUGUACAGAAGAACAUAAACGGUUAAAAGCCCAAAAAUGGAUUAGUGAAGCAGAGAAAUUAGCUAAACAACUACAAGACGAAGCGAAGGCUGCAAUACGCUUGGAUAGGCGGAGAAACGUUAAACGACUUGAUGGUGAUUGUAAAGGCGCCUUGAAAGGUUUUAAAGAUUCUCCUGAUUUGAAAUUAAAACCGUCAAGAGGCGAAAAUAUCGAUGUUAAUGACUCCUACGAUGACAAUGGCGUUAAGUACACUAAUCUAGGCAAGUACCACGUAGCUAAUAUAUCGGAGACCAAUGGCGUAAUAUCAUCAGGUUUUAGCGAUAGCGUCGCAAGUGGCCAAUUUUGCAAUAAUGAUGAUAAUACGAAUAACCGAAAUAAUAUUAGUAGCAAUAAUAAUGAAGCACCGACUUCAGCACCAUCUACAUCAUCAAGUAAUCAAAUGACUCCACCUGUUACUGGGUUUGACCAAGAUAACAAGAAAAUAGAAGAUCGAUCUAAUAUCAAGCAGGAUAUUAAAAAUAAUUUAAACGAGACAGUUUAUGAGAGAAUGCCAAAGUUCAAAUCAAAAUCAGUACAUGAUUGGAUGCUUAAUGAGACGGAAGAAUUAGCAAGUUCAUCAGGUCUGAAAGAAGAAGAAGAAUUAAUAUCGACGUCGCAGGCGCAACAAGCAUUAACCGUCUAUGGCGAGGAAUUUAUUCGAAUUGUUCCUGUUGAUGAAGUAUUAGUUCCUUUAAAAUUAAAGCACGUUUUAAGCUCGAGAGAAGUGGAAAUGAUAAAUAGUAGAAUUCACGAGGAAGACAAGGCACAUAAAUUAUACGAUAUUUUAUUUAAAAAUCGCCAUGGAAAUGAUUUACCAGUGUUUUGCCAACUACUCAAAAAUAGUUCAGUUCGAGGUGUUCAAAGCUUUGGAAAAAAAUUGUUAAAGAAAGCAAAGAAUCUAUCUGCAGAAUCAUCGUAA